AUGGGUGACACAGCUCGUGCUGACGACUCGGGCUUUCCCCCGCCCUGCGCAGAUCUGAAAGAGCCUAUUGAUAAUGGCGAGAGCCAAUCUAGCUCUCAGCAUGACAACGAACUCCCUCCUCUUACGUCGACGACUGAGCGUAGACUGAUGGCCAAGGUUGAUUGGCAUAUUCUGCCCUGUCUGUGUAUUCUGUACCUGCUUGCGUUCUUGGAUCGUGUUAAUAUCAGUAAUGCUGCUAUUCUCGGUCUUAAGGAGGAUUUGAAUAUCACCGAGGGAACGAAGUACAACAGUGCGCUCACGAUCUUUUUCGUCCCAUACAUUAUUUUCGAGGUGCCGUCGAAUAUGCUGCUAAAGAAGCUCAAGCCUCAUGUCUGGUUAUCGGCUUGCAUGUUCAUGUUUGGUCUGGUUCUGGUCUUCCAGGGUUUGGUCAGUAACUGGAGUGGAUUGAUGGCCACCCGGUUCUUCUUGGGAGUCUUCGAGACGGGCAUGUUCCCUGGAUGUUUUUACCUGAUGGGCAUGUGGUACAAGCGCUCAGAAGCCCAGAAGCGUUUCAGUUUCUUCUUCAGCUCCACCAGUCUGGCUGGUGCUUUCGGUGGUCUUCUUGCCAGUGGAAUCGGAAAGAUGGACGGUAUUCGUGGCUACGGUGGCUGGCGAUGGGUCUUCAUCAUUGAGGGCGUUUUGACCAGUGUUGUUGCUCUGAUCUUGUUCUUCUUCAUCGCCGAUUUCCCCGAGGAUGUGAAGUGGCUCAACGAGGAAGAGCGCACCUUCAUGCGCGCCAAGUUGGCCAAGGAUGUGGGUAAGGCUGCUCAUCAUGUUCGCAUGGGCAAGAAGGAGGUUCUGGGCGUUUUCAAGGACUACAAGAUCUUCAUCGGAGGCUUGAUGUACUUCGGUCUGAUCGUCCCUGCCUACAGUUACGCCUACUUCGCUCCUACUAUCAUUAAGUCUUACGGAUACGAUUCUAUCAAAACUCAGCUCUACUCCAUCCCUCCUUGGGCUGUCUCCUUCGGUGUCUCAAUGAUCAUCGCAUUCUUCUCCGAUAGAAUGCAUCAGCGAUUCGCAUUCACGAUGAUACCAAUGGCCAUUGCAAUUGCCGGAUUUGCAAUGCUUCUUACAAUCACCAGCAAAGCUCAAACAGAUGCCCAGUAUGGUGCUCUCUUCCUCGUCACCAGCGGCUGCUACAGCGCCAUGCCUGUCAUCGUAUGUUGGUUCGCUAUGAAUUUAGGUGGUCAUCACAGACGCAGCGUGGGAACUGCUUGGCAGAUUGGCUUCGGCAACAUCGGUGGUAUCAUUGCGACAUGGUCUUUCGUGGAGAAGAAUGGUAAGACCGACUAUCGAACCGGUUACAUCAUUUCUCUCUCCUUCGUCUGCUUCUCUGUCGCAGCUUGUGUUGCCUAUCUCAUUGCGAUUAUGUGGGAGAACAAGAAGCGUGAUCGUGCUCCAGUUGAUGUUGCUUCGAUUGGCGAGGAAGAGGAGGAGUACCUCGGUGAUUUGGCUCCUACCUACCGCUACGCAUACUGA
Molecule: messenger RNA, 1518 nt
Organism: Penicillium antarcticum
Lineage: Eukaryota; Fungi; Ascomycota; Eurotiomycetes; Eurotiales; Aspergillaceae
Product: putative MFS transporter
Exons: 8
Coding region: 1-1518 (505 amino acids)
Biological process (GO): transmembrane transport
Cellular component (GO): plasma membrane
Molecular function (GO): transmembrane transporter activity
Source: RefSeq, a predicted model, not a curated record